This is a messenger RNA of Drosophila santomea, 1859 nucleotides long. RefSeq names its product WD repeat domain phosphoinositide-interacting protein 2. NCBI's taxonomy places the organism in Eukaryota, Metazoa, Arthropoda, Insecta, Diptera, Drosophilidae. Gene Ontology annotation, molecular function: phosphatidylinositol-3-phosphate binding; protein binding; phosphatidylinositol-3,5-bisphosphate binding. The transcript is spliced from 4 exons. Gene Ontology annotation, cellular component: phagophore assembly site membrane; cytosol; extrinsic component of membrane. Gene Ontology annotation, biological process: nucleophagy; protein localization to phagophore assembly site; protein lipidation. The record is from RefSeq and is a predicted model, not a curated record. Bases 262 to 1677 code for a protein of 471 amino acids.
GUGUUUGUAGGGGGAAUUUGUUGAUAGAUAGAACGAGAAAAACAGUCGCUGCAAAACAACAAAGAACGACGCAAACCAAGCGAAUUUAAAUUUAAGUAAUCAAGUCAAAUCAAUUCGCGUUACUUAUCUGCCAUCGUCGAUCAAGAUCUUGUGUACAAACAGCGAAACACUGCACCUGUAUACAGCAGAAAUAAAAAUCAUCUAAAGGCCAGUGAAAGUAUAACGAGAUAAAAAGAUACAAUCAGGAAAACUUCAGUAGCAAUGACCACAUAUCAAAUGAACUUCAACCAGGACUUUACUUCCCUGUCUGUGCUGAGUCCCACGGGUCUACGCCUGUUCUCAAUUACUAGCCAGGACAAGGUGGAGGAGAUAUUCGCCAAGGACAACACGGAGCAAAUCCGAAUCGUAGAGCGCUUGUUCAACAGCUCGCUGGUAGUGCUGGUCACCGCCCAGAAGCCCAACUGCCUCAAGAUGCUUCAUUUUAAGAAGAAGCAGGACAUCUGCAACUGCUUCUACCCGUCUGAGAUCCUGUGCGUCCGCAUGAACCGGCAACGCCUGAUCGUCUGCCUGGCGGAGAGCAUACACAUCCACGACAUCCGCGACAUGAAGAUCCUACACUCCAUUGAAAACAUCGCGCCCAACGAGCAGGGUCUGUGCGCCCUCUCUCUCAACUCGCACCUGGCCUUCCCGGUCUGCCAAACGAGCGGCGAGCUGCGCAUCUUCAACGCCAGCAAGCUGCGCACGGGCAUGACUAUCAGGGCCCACGACACGUCCCUCUCAGCUCUGGCUUUCUCGCCCAGCGGUGCCCUGCUGGCCACCGCCUCCGAGCGCGGGACCGUCAUCCGGGUCUUUUGUGUGAAGAACGGACAACGGGUGCAGGAAUUCCGGAGAGGCGUCAGCUGCGUCCGCAUAGCCUCACUGGUCUUCUCGGGCAGUGGGGACUUUCUCUGCGCCUCCUCUAACACGGAGACCGUCCACGUUUUCAAGAUAGAUGCGCGGGCAGUGGAGACGGUUGAGCUGAAAGCGAUAGCCGAUGUGGCUGCCAAGUCUGAAAAUUCUGCCAAGGAAUCAGUAGCAUCUGCAGCAGCUGAGGAGAGCAGUAGACCUGUCGCUACGUGGGGCGGAAUGUUUUCCAAGGCUGUGUCAUCGUUGCUGUUGCCCACGCAAGUCAGCGAAGUACUGGCUCAGGACCGAUCCUUCGCCACUGUGCAGCUGGCUCAGGGCGGCCUAAAGCACAUCUGUGCGUUGACCCGUGUUCAAAAGGAACCACGAUUGCUGAUUGCGUGUGAGGAUGGAUUCCUGUACGUGCACGAGUUUCCUGCGGAUCGGGGUGGUUUGUGCAAACUGCUGUCCGUCCAUGACUUGCGCGGAGCCCUGGAGGAUGUUAUAGAGCUUGAGCUGAGCGAAAGCGUGCAGAGGUCGCAGACCAAGCCUUCGAAUCCGUCAACUCUGACGCAGCCUUCGCUUACGAUGCUAAAGAGCUGUGCGGCCAGUGUGCUCAUCGAGAAUCCGGAUCCGAUGCAAGACAACAGCUACGCUGGCAUCCUGAAAGGGGACCAGACAGAUUCGAUGUCUGAUUCUGCCAAGUUUCGCAAGCUUUGCGAUGCCAUCGACACCCCAACAAAGCUUUACGAUGAGCGACAAUUUCCGCCAGUGGCAAUUACCGCUAAGGACUGACCACGUCGCCGUAGCAUCAAGGAUAUGGUCAUAGUUGAUAGACAACAGAUUAAUUAGCAACAUUAUAUUAUUCCCUUACGACAAGUCGACCCAAAAACUCGUGUUGACAUCUAUAUCUACCGAAACUUCCUUUAUGAAAUGAAAAUACUCGUUUGAAAAGUAUUUUAUUUUAUAUGAACCCU